CAUCGCAUAAACUAAAAUCCAUAAUAAUCAAAACAUUUCAAAAACAACCAAACUUUAUAUAUCCAUCAACAAUACAUAGGCCCAUAGUAAGCCGCAUAUAUUAUAUAUUAUAUUAGUAUAUUAUAGUAUAGUAUCGACCCGUGGCUUAAAACCAGAACAACCAUAUUUAUCUGGUUCUAUUUUCCUCCAACACCACCUCUUCAAACAAAAGCAAAUUCUGCUCCUUUUUUUGUUAAAUUAAAUCAUUUGAAUAAACUCAUACCAUCAUAUGUUAAUCCAUAAUUAAUUGUAAAACGAUUUUAAUCAAAAUAAAAUAAAUAAAUUAUUAUGAUGCUUUCACGCUUAGGUCGCUCAAUUUCUCGAUCAUCAUCUCGUUCUAGGAAUGUAUUGAUUGGAGGAAGAUCACAGAUACUGACUGAUUCUUGUUCAUCAGUGUAUAAUGAUUCACAGAAUGUUAUUGGAAAUGGAGAUAAAUUAGGGUUUUUGAAACGUUAUUUAUCUUCAUUUUCUGCAGCUAAUAAUAAUAAUAAUGAUAAUAUAUUAGGGUCAAAUCCAAAAGUGGUGUCUGAUUUGAAGUACUUGCUUGCAAACCCUAGUUUUCGACGGUUUUUCUCCAGUGAAAGCCCUAAGAAAAAAAAUUAUGAAAACUUUUACCCCAAGGAAAAGAAGGAAACACCAAAAGCGGAUGACCAGAAAGCUGAAUCAAAAGAAGAAUCGAAUUCAGAAGAUGAUGGGGGUUUCUUUCCAAAACAAUUCCAAUUCCAAAUACCGAUUCCACUAAUAGUGAUUGGAUUGUUACUCUUUUCAUCGCUAUCUUUUGGUCCCCGUGAACAGAAGCAGAUUAGUUUUCAGGAGUUCAAAAAUAAGCUUUUGGAACCAGGCUUGGUGGAUCAUAUAGUUAUAUCGAACAAAUCAGUCGCAAAAGUAUACGUCCGAAACACACCACGCAAUCAAUCAACUGAUGGCUCUGCUGAAGGGACUUCAAUUGAUUCACCUACAAAAGUGAAUACCAGCCGGUAUAAAUACUACUUUAAUAUUGGAAGCGUUGAAUCUUUUGAAGAAAAAUUAGAAGAAGCACAGGAAGCACUUGGGAUAGAUUCUCAUGAUCACAUUCCUGUCACAUAUGCUUCUGAAAUGGUUUGGUAUCAAGAAAUUAUGCGAUUUGCUCCAACACUUUUGUUACUUGGUUCCCUUUGGUACAUGAGUCGGAGAAUGCAAGGUGGUUUAGGUGUUGGAGGUGGUGGUGGGAAAGGUGCCCGUGGAAUAUUUAACAUUGGAAAAGCCCAUAUUAAUAAAGUCGAUAAGAAUGCAAAAAAUAAGGUCUUUUUCAAUGAUGUCGCGGGCUGUGAUGAAGCAAAACAAGAGAUCAUGGAGUUUGUGCACUUUCUCAAGAAUCCAAAGAAAUACGAGGAAUUGGGAGCCAAAAUCCCGAAAGGUGCUCUAUUGGUUGGGCCACCAGGCACAGGCAAAACCCUAUUAGCUAAAGCAACUGCAGGGGAAUCUGGUGUGCCAUUUCUCUCGAUUUCUGGAUCAGAUUUUAUGGAAAUGUUUGUUGGUGUGGGUCCUUCGAGGGUUAGAAACUUGUUCCAAGAGGCUAGACAGUGUGCACCUAGUAUAAUAUUCAUUGAUGAGAUCGAUGCAAUAGGUCGUGCCAGGGGACGUGGAGGGUUUUCGGGUGGUAAUGAUGAGAGGGAAAGUACACUUAACCAACUGCUUGUCGAAAUGGAUGGGUUUGGGACUACUGCUGGUGUGGUUGUUCUUGCAGGGACUAAUCGUCCUGAUAUUUUAGAUAAAGCUCUUUUAAGGCCUGGAAGAUUUGAUAGACAAAUUAGCAUUGACAAACCUGAUAUCAAAGGCCGAGAACAGAUAUUUCAAAUCUAUUUGAAAAAGCUCAAGCUUGAUAAUGAACCAUCUUAUUUCUCUGAGAGACUUGCUGCCCUAACUCCAGGAUUUGCUGGAGCUGAUAUAGCAAAUGUUUGCAAUGAAGCAGCUUUGAUUGCUGCUAGACGUGAGCAGACUAAGAUAACCAUGGACCAUUUUGAUGGAGCCAUCGAUAGGAUCAUUGGUGGGCUCGAGAAGAAGAACAAGGUGAUUAGCAAGCUUGAACGGCGAACUGUAGCUUAUCAUGAAGCGGGACAUGCGGUUGUGGGGUGGUUUUUGGAACACGCGGAACCUUUGUUGAAAGUCACCAUUGUUCCUCGUGGUACAGCAGCACUUGGGUUUGCUCAAUAUGUACCAAGUGAGAAUCUACUCAUGACUAAGGAACAGCUUUUUGACAUGACAUGCAUGACGCUUGGUGGCCGUGCUGCUGAGCAGGUUCUCAUAGGGAGGAUUUCAACUGGAGCACAAAAUGACUUGGAGAAAGUAACAAAAAUGACAUACGCUCAAGUUGCCGUAUACGGAUUUAGUGAGAAGGUAGGUCUCCUCUCCUUUCCUCAAAGGGAUGACGGGAUGGAGAUGACCAAACCAUACAGCAGCAAAACUGGUGCAAUCAUCGACACUGAAGUUAGAGAAUGGGUUAACAAGGCAUAUCAACGCACGGUCUCGCUUGUGGAAGAGCACAAAGAGAAACUUUCUCAAAUCGCCGAACUUCUGCUCCAAAAAGAAGUCCUCCAUCAAGACGAUUUGCUAAAAGUAUUGGGUGAACGCCCAUUUAAAGCACCUGAAAUGACUAAUUAUGACAGAUUUAGGCACGGGUUCGGAGAUGAAGAUGCAAAAGCUGACCAGACCGAAGAGGGUGGGACCACCCUAGACAACCAGUCUCCACCACCACUUGAGCCUGAUGUAGUCCCUGCAUAGGAGCUUUUUCCAGAAAAGAUGUAUGGAGACUUUUAGUGACAAAGAAGUUCAUCCCUCCCUAUUUGGAUUUGUAUCGAGAAAGAUUUAAGUGGCGGAGUGAAGCAAUGAUCUGUCUUCAAGCUGUAUUGGUGACACAUUUAGCUUUGCUUGUUGGCUAAUUGUAUAAGCAAGUGCCAGUGAAUGAUGAUGAUACAAAAAGAACACGAUGUAAAAAUCCUGUGAUGCAUUUUCAUUCUUUUAGAGUUUUUCGCUCUUUGGACAUUAUGAACAUAAGUUUGUACUGGUUCUGGUCCUGAAACAUUGUUAAUUAUGUAUUAGACGCAUAAUGCCAACACUUGCAUAAAAAUUUCUUCAA
Molecule: messenger RNA, 3154 nt
Organism: Erigeron canadensis
Lineage: Eukaryota; Viridiplantae; Streptophyta; Magnoliopsida; Asterales; Asteraceae
Product: ATP-dependent zinc metalloprotease FTSH 3, mitochondrial-like
Exons: 8
Coding region: 328-2799 (823 amino acids)
Biological process (GO): protein-containing complex assembly; mitochondrial protein processing
Cellular component (GO): m-AAA complex; chloroplast thylakoid membrane
Molecular function (GO): ATP hydrolysis activity; ATP binding; zinc ion binding
Source: RefSeq, a predicted model, not a curated record